Molecule: messenger RNA, 1095 nt
Organism: Hyaloscypha bicolor E
Lineage: Eukaryota; Fungi; Ascomycota; Leotiomycetes; Helotiales; Hyaloscyphaceae
Exons: 1
Coding region: 343-924 (193 amino acids)
Source: RefSeq, a predicted model, not a curated record
UCCAGCUUUUUGGCGCUACGAGAUUGACUUCUAUGGAGGUGGAGAACUGAGCUCAUGGUCCACUAGCGAGAAUGCUCAAAAGAACUACGAAGCAACCUCUAGCUUCCAAUGUCCUUCAAUAAUGUCGCUCCUGAUACACUAGAUUGAUUAGCUUCUUUCACUAAAGUCUAUCCUCGUCCCUGGUCAAGCUAUCGACAACUCUAUGAAGGAACAGCCACUUCAAACUGCGAGAAUAUCGCUCUCACUCUCAUCCCACGGGUACGCCUCAACCCCCCCCUCGAGUUUUGAUCUUGACCUCAAACUGACUCUACCCUUGAAGCUCGAUAUUCUCUGCCUUCUCCCAUGCUUUACGCGAGAUACAAAGACCAUCCUGAAUUCUCCAGGCACCACGAACUCAAUACCACCUCCGCUGUAUUGAAGCUCCAAAACUUCAUUGCCAAAGGUUUUCAAGGUGGAGCUGCAGCAUAUUGGCAAAGUCUACCGUCUCUCCUCACGCACCUACCUCGCGCUCUUCAUCCUACAGAGAUUAAAGCCUCACUAGACUUCUUUUCAGCCCUUGGAGAUGGAAUCAACAGCGGAGUAGAGCACAGAAAUUGCACCCAAUCACACCACAAGCUAUUGACUUUUCUUCUUUUUAGACAAAGAGCACAAGGAGGGAGUCCCUCAACAAGCCAACAUGCCCUCUGCUCAUACUCCUCCAAGACCAUCGCGUCUCCGUCGACUCUCUUCCUUCCUCCCCUGGAUCAGCACGCAACCUUAGCUGCAAGAAGAUGUUCUGCGAAAGCCUGUUCCACGGAAACACCUCCCCUCACAAUUCGAAGCACAUCCCACAAGCGUUCCAGCGCAACUUGCUCCAGCAGUCCCUGCUUCCGAACCUUCAAGCAGCCAGUCGCGCUCGCUCCUACCUCGAAUUGCCUCCAGUAGUCCAACGUCUGCCCUCUUUCCGCAGACGAAUUCUUACUUCCUUCAAUCAACACACAAUCUAAGUCUCCAUUGCUGAGCAACUCGCACCCAAGCAGGCUUUAAUCCCUGGCCUUGACAAGACAUGGAGGCGAGAAACAGCAACACUUCAAAUUGUGCUUUGCCGCGCGUGCA